Molecule: messenger RNA, 942 nt
Organism: Saccostrea cuccullata (small rock oyster)
Lineage: Eukaryota; Metazoa; Mollusca; Bivalvia; Ostreida; Ostreidae
Product: ficolin-1-like
Exons: 5
Source: RefSeq, a predicted model, not a curated record
UCGAUCCAUGUGAAAACCAUGAUUGUCAGAAUGGUUACUGUGUGAUUGAGGCGUCCAUUGCAAGAGGAUACAUGUGCAGUUGUUCCAAUGGUUAUGCAGGGGAAAAUUGUGAUGGUCUAAUCCACUGGAAUUGCUAUGAAAUGCUAAAAAAAAAUUCCAGUCUGAAAGGAAAAAAUGGUGCAUAUAGUAUUGCAGUUGGUUUAAAAAUCACUUCCGUUUAUUGUGACAUGACCACAGACGGGGGCGGGUGGACAGUUUUACAGAAAAGAAUAGACGGAUCAACCGAUUUCUAUCGAACCUGGGAAGAAUACAAAAAAGGUUUUGGGGAUCCAAGGAACAAUUACUGGAUUGGGAAUGAUGCAAUCUAUGCUUUAACCAAAGAUCAGGACCAAGAACUGCGAGUAGAUAUCCAGGCAUUUGAUGGGGACACAGCUUAUGCUGAAUAUUCCACGUUUUAUAUCGGAAACGAGACAGAGAAAUAUCGACUCACAGUAUCCGGAUACACAGGAACUGCAGAUGAUAGUUUGAUUAAUCUUCACAAUGGAAUGAAAUUCAGCACACAGGAUCAGGAUAACGACAACUGGAGUGGUGAUAACUGUGCUACAUCAAGCCACGGAGCCUGGUGGUACAGGGCCUGUGCCUGGUCAAAUCUUAACGGACUGUACGGACAGGCUGGUGAUUCUGGUGGAAAAUACACGACAUGGUAUCACUGGAAAAGUAACUUUGACUCAUUAAAGCAGACUCAGAUGAUGAUCAGACAAAAAAACUAGAGAUCAUUUAUAAUCAGAUCUGACAUACAAUACAAAUCUGAUAUUUUAUUUUUGCCAAACAAACAGAAACUUUUUGUUGUUUUUGUAUUCAAGUACAAAUGUUUAGACAAUUACAGUAAUUUCCUUCUUCUUCAAUAUUUCUACCAUUGAAUUAGAUUUUUAACAAUCAUGU